UGCUAAAAGGGACACGAUACGAGCAGCAGUGGGCUUUUGCUUUUGUCAGAUAAAAGAUACAGCGUGUACAACUUUGUUUACUGCUGUAAACGCCUUAUCUCAGAAAUCAACAAGUUCUUAUCAGCUUGCUGUGUGCAGAAGUCUGUGCAUCAUGCUGGUGGAUUUUGAGAAGCUGAGGAUGACAGGAGCUGGGAAAGCCAUUGCUGUUCUCACAAGCGGUGGAGAUGCACAAGGAAUGAAUGCUGCUGUUCGUGCUGUAACACGUAUGGGCAUCUAUGUUGGCGCCAAAGUCUACCUGAUCUAUGAGGGCUAUCAAGGACUUGUGGAUGGAGGUGACAACAUCAAACUUGCCAACUGGCAAAGUGUGAGCAACAUCAUCCAACUGGGUGGCACGAUUAUCGGCAGUGCCCGCUGUAAGGAUUUCACUACGAGAGAGGGUCGUCUGGCGGCUGCAUUUCACCUGGUGCAGCGUGGCAUCACUAAUCUGUGUGUGUGUGGUGGAGAUGGCAGUCUCACCGGAGCCAACAUCUUCCGCAACGAGUGGAGCGACCUGCUCGCGGAUCUAGUAAAAGAUGGGAAAAUCACAGACUCUUUGGCUCAGCAGUACACCCAUCUGAACAUUGUGGGACUCGUGGGUUCUAUCGAUAACGACUUCUGUGGAACGGACAUGACCAUCGGAGCUGAUUCUGCCUUGCAUCGCAUCAUGGAGGUCAUCGAUGCAAUCAGCACUACUGCGCAGAGUCACCAGAGGACAUUCGUGCUGGAAGUGAUGGGACGGCAUUGUGGGUACCUGGCUGUCGUGUCAGCUCUGGCAUCUGGUGCUGACUGGGUCUUUAUCCCCGAGGCUCCUCCGGAGGAAGGCUGGGAGGACCACAUGUGUGCUCGUCUGGGAGAGAGCCGCAGUAAGGGCUCCCGUCUCAAUAUUGUGAUCAUUGCAGAAGGAGCUAUCGAUAAACAUGGCGAGCCCAUAACCUCCAAUUAUUUAAAGGAUCUUGUAGUGAGCAGGCUGGGUUAUGACACUCGGGUCACUGUACUGGGGCAUGUCCAGAGAGGAGGAACACCGUCUGCCUUUGACCGGGUUCUGAGCAGUAAGUUAGGGGUCGAGGCAGUCGUGGCUCUGCUCGAGGCGACUCCGGACACUUCGGCUUGUGUAAUCGGACUGUCUGGUAACCAAGCCAUGCGCCUCCCUCUUAUGGAGUGUGUCACAAUGACGAAGGAGGUGCAGAAUGCCAUGAAUGAGAAGCGAUUUGACGAGGCCAUUCAACUACGUGGGAAGAGCUUUGAGAACAACUGGAACACCUAUAAACUCCUGGCUCACCAGAAACCAGCUCAAUCAAAGAGUAUCCACUCCUUGGCGAUUUUAAAUGUAGGCGCCCCUGCCGCUGGGAUGAACGCAGCAGUGAGGUCCGCAGUCAGAGUAGGUCUUGCUCAGGGCCUCAGAGUUUACACAGUCAACGAUGGCUUUGAGGGCCUGGCCAAAGACAUGGUGACUGAAGUGCACUGGCAUGAUGUAGCAGGCUGGACUGGCCAAGGAGGCUCACUUCUUGGGACUAAAAGAACUUUGCCAAACUCUUGCAUGGAAAAAAUAGUGGAAAAUAUUGGCAAGUACAACAUCCAGUCGCUUUUGGUUAUCGGAGGAUUUGAGGCGUAUGAAGGAGUUCUCCAGCUGGUGGAGGCACGGGGACGUUAUGAUGAGCUCUGCAUUGUCAUGUGUGUGAUUCCUGCCACUAUAAGCAACAACGUACCAGGGACGGACUUCAGUAUUGGAGGAGACACAGCGGUCAAUGCUGCUAUGGAGAGCUGUGACAAAAUCAAGCAGUCUGCAUCUGGAACCAAACGACGUGUCUUUAUUGUGGAGACUAUGGGUGGGUUUUGUGGGUAUCUGGCAACCACCACAGGCAUCGCUGUUGGGGCCGAUGCAGCUUAUAUCUAUGAAGAACCAUUUAGUAUCCAUGACUUAAAGAUGAAUGUGGAGCACUUGACAGAGAAGAUGAAGAAUGAUAUUCAGCGGGGUUUAGUGCUGAGGAAUGAGAAAUGCCACAAACACUACACAACAGAAUUCAUCCACAACUUGUACUCAGCUGAGGGGAAGGGUAUCUUUGACUGCAGGGUUAAUGUAUUGGGGCAUUUGCAGCAGGGUGGGGUCCCGACACCAUUCGACAGGAAUUUUGGCACUAAAAUGGGUGUAAAAGCUGUGUUGUGGCUCACUCAGAAAAUGAAAGAGACCUACAGACAAGGACGCGUGUUUGCCAAUGCACCAGACACAGCAUGUGUUAUCGGAAUGAAGAGAAAAACAAUGUCAUUUAGUCCAGUCACAGAACUCAAAGACCAUACAGACUUUGAACACAGGAUGCCUAAGGAGCAGUGGUGGAUAAAUCUGCGUGUCAUGCUGAAAAUGCUGGCCAAGUACCAGACUCACUUUGAGGAGUAUGUCACUGGGGACAUAGAGCAUGUGACCCGCAGGACCCUUAGUAUAGAGACUGGAUUCUGAAGAGCUAAAACCUGUCACCAGUAUUAAGAUUCAUUAAAGUGAAUAAAUCUUACUUACCUCAGUAGUUUACUUUGUUCAUGUAAUGUUAUGUUUUCGUACCCUCACUACAUGCUUUACAUUACAUUUCUGUAAUUAAUCUAAAUAACUGGAUUUGUUUCCUUUACAUCCUUUGCAGAUUUCACAGAUAGAAGUAUUUGAUGUCAAUUUGGUGUUAAAUAUCGUAACAGUACAUGUCCCCUAUGUUGUACUUAUCGCAUGUUUAAUCAUUAAAUUGUGUAGUAUUGUGUUCUAUGGCA
Clarias gariepinus (North African catfish) is the source of this 2787-nucleotide messenger RNA. RefSeq names its product phosphofructokinase, liver b (gene pfklb). Gene Ontology annotation, cellular component: 6-phosphofructokinase complex; cytoplasm; membrane. Bases 152 to 2491 code for a protein of 779 amino acids. Gene Ontology annotation, biological process: fructose 6-phosphate metabolic process; fructose 1,6-bisphosphate metabolic process; canonical glycolysis. The transcript is spliced from 22 exons. The record is from RefSeq and is a predicted model, not a curated record. Lineage: Eukaryota; Metazoa; Chordata; Actinopteri; Siluriformes; Clariidae. Gene Ontology annotation, molecular function: AMP binding; 6-phosphofructokinase activity; fructose-6-phosphate binding.